Messenger RNA from Cavia porcellus (domestic guinea pig), 5806 nucleotides. It is a transcript of the gene Myo19, whose product is annotated as myosin XIX. The record is from RefSeq and is a predicted model, not a curated record. Gene Ontology annotation, biological process: actin filament organization; vesicle transport along actin filament. Gene Ontology annotation, cellular component: myosin complex; cytoplasm; vesicle. Gene Ontology annotation, molecular function: ATP binding; actin filament binding; microfilament motor activity. Lineage: Eukaryota; Metazoa; Chordata; Mammalia; Rodentia; Caviidae. The transcript is spliced from 26 exons. Bases 768 to 3641 code for a protein of 957 amino acids.
UGCUCUGGCUCCUUGCGGCUCUCGGCUCGCCCCCGCCUCUCUUCCUCCUCGCCCGCCCUUCAGUCCGUGGGGUCUGCACGCUCUGCAGCUGGGGCUUGGGAGGGGCGAGUGGCACCCGGCCCAAAUCCGGAGCCCUGCACGGCCCGUAAGGGGCAGGGAAGAGAAGUUGGACCCGCAGCUGUAAGGUGCUUCCGGAGCGGCAUCCUGCCCUGGGCACCGCGGGCACGUCGCCCAGACCUGGAGUCGCGAUUCCCGCCAGGAACCUGGGGCGGUUCCUGCUGGGUAUACAGCACCCUUACUUACGUCUCCCCCGAGUGUGCCCUCCAAGCCAAGAAAAAACCGACGCCAGGAGAAGGAGGUGGUGGUGAUCAGGUUACCACAUGCCUAGACCCAGUAUUGCAUAUAUUCAUUACUCUCUUCUGCCCACUGUCACACCCUUUUUAGAAAGUCUUGUUUUUUUUUUUUUUAAUCGGGACCGGGGAUCGACCUCACAACCGCGCGCUAGCAAGCACAGGCACUUAUGCUGCUGAAGUAAAUCCCCAGCCCUUCAUAAAGUCUUGGUAACUGCGAACACGAAGCAGGAAAUGGGAAACUAGAGAGAACCGCUCAGCUCUGACUUGACUCCAGCUUGGAGCUAAUACUUCAUGGAUGACUCGCCUGAGACUCCUCUAGACCUGAGCACUUUACUGUGCCCAUGGUCCUGUGAUCAAGUGGAUAGCACUCCUUGGGCCUGCAAACAGAAUCCUGGCUGACUACACUGAAGCAGGAUGCUCCAUCAGGUGAGCGACCGCAGCUCAGGCUCUGAUGGCCAAAACAAGGCAUCACUCAGAGAAGACCUGCAGGAGUUCCUGAGUAGGGAGGCCCCACUACACCAACUGGAUGACUUGACCAAGGUGAAUUCUGUGACUCUGGAGACAGUUCUUAGGUGCCUGCACGCCCGGUACAUGGCAGACAUGUUCUACACCAAUGCUGGCUGCACCUUGGUAGCUCUGAACCCCUUUAAGCUAGUCCCUCAACUCUAUACACCGGAGCUGAUGAGAGAGUACCAUUCUGCACCUCAGCCAGAGAAACUGAAGCCCCACAUCUUCACUGUGGCAGAACAGACCUACAGGAAUGUCAAGAGUCUGAUUGACCCUGUCAACCAGUCCAUUGUGGUCAGUGGAGAGAGUGGUGCCGGAAAGACAUGGACGUCCCGCUGCCUGAUGAAGUUCUACGCUGUGGUGGCCGCUGCACCGACUUCCUGGGAGAGCCCCAAGAUCGCAGAGAGGAUUGAACAGCGCAUCCUAAACUCCAACCCUGUCAUGGAAGCUUUUGGGAAUGCGUGUACGCUGAGGAAUAACAACAGCAGUCGCUUUGGGAAGUUCAUCCAGCUGCAGCUGAACAGGGCCCAACAGAUGACAGGAGCUGCAGUUCAAACCUAUCUCCUAGAGAAAACCCGCGUGGCCUACCAGGCCUCCAGUGAGAGGAACUUCCACAUCUUCUACCAGAUCUACAAAGGAGCCAGCGAGGAUGAGAGGUUCCAGUGGCACCUUCCCAAGGGAGCCACCUUCUCUUGGCUGCCGAAUGCUGAGAGGACUUUGGAAGAGGAUUGCUUCGAGGUGACCCGAGAGGCCAUGAUGCAUUUGGGCAUUGAUAUCCCCACCCAGAACAACAUCUUUAAGGUCCUUGCUGGGCUGCUGCACCUUGGCAAUGUCCGCUUUGCUGACUCAGAGGAUGAAGCCCACCCCUGCCAACUGAUGGACAGUGCCAAGUGCUUUGUCAGGACAUCAGCUUCCCUGCUGGGACUCCAUGAGGAUACGCUGCUGGAGACUGUGCAGAUUCGAACCAUCAGGGCAGGCAGGCAGCAGCAGGUUUUCCGGAAGCCCUGCUCCCGAGGAGAGUGUGACACCCGCAGGGACUGUCUGGCCAAAGUGGUCUAUGCGCGACUCUUUGACUGGCUGGUGUCGGUGAUCAACAGCAGCAUCUGUGCAGACCCUGACUCGUGGACUGCUUUCAUAGGCCUUCUGGAUGUGUAUGGAUUUGAGUCAUUUCCUGACAACAGUCUGGAACAGUUGUGCAUCAACUAUGCCAAUGAGAAGCUGCAGCAGCACUUCGUGGCUCACUAUCUGAGGGCUCAGCAGGAGGAAUAUGCACUGGAGGGCCUGGAGUGGUCAUUUGUUAAUUACCAGGACAACCAAACCUGUUUGGAUCUCAUCGAGGGGAGCCCCAUCAGCAUCUGCUCCCUUCUCAAUGAGGAAUGCCGUCUUAACCGGCCAAGUAGCGCAGCCCAGCUCCAGGUGCGCAUUGAGAGUGCUCUGGCCGACAGCCCCUGCCUGGGCCACAACAGGCUUAGCCAGGAGCCCAGUUUCAUCGUGGUACAUUAUGCAGGGCCUGUGCGGUACCUCACAGCAGGUCUGGUGGAGAAAAAUAAGGACCCUGUGCCUCCUGAACUGACUGAGCUUCUACAGCUAUCCCAUGAUCCCCUUCUCACAGUGCUGUUUCCUACUCAACCCAAAGAGAAGACCCAGGAGGAGCCCUCUGGCCAGAGCAGGGCCCCUGUGUUGACUGUGGUGUCCAAGUUCAAGGCCUCUUUGGAACAGCUCCUGCUGGUCCUGCACAGCACCACACCCCACUACAUUCGCUGCAUCAAGCCUAACAGCCAAGGCCAGCCACAGACCUUUUUCCAGGAGGAGGUUGUGAGCCAGCUGGAGGCCUGUGGCCUGGUGGAAACCAUCCACAUCAGUGCUGCUGGCUUCCCCAUCCGGGUCUCUCACCAGAACUUCCUGGAGCGAUACGCCUUACUGAGAAGGCUCGGUCCUCACAUGCCUUCUGGACUCCGUAGCCCACAUGCUACCAGAGGGUACUCUGGACAGCUUGCACGCACUGAGGAGGCUACGCUGCAAACUGUCCUGCGGGACCUUCUCCAUGCUCUGCCAGCUCUAACUCAGGUGGCAGCCACACCUGCUGACCCACUGCACUGCGGCAAGACCAAGGUGUUCAUGACUGAGUCCGUGCUAGAGCUUCUGGAAGGCAAGCGUGCCCGGGUGCUGGAGCAGUGUGCCCGUUGCAUCCAGUAUGGCUGGAAGCGACACCAGCACCGAAAGCAGGAGAGGCAGAGGCGGGCGGCCACCCUCAUUCAGGCAGCCAUUCGUUCCUGGUUAACACGGAAACAUAUCCAGAGGCUGCACACAGCUGCCUCGGUCAUCAAGCGUGCCUGGCACAAGUGGAGAGUCAGAAUGGCCUGCCUUGCCUCUAAAGAACUGGACGGUAUUGAAGAAAAGUCCAUGUCUCAAUUUCCCAGUUCUCUGAACUCCUCCCUCCUGCCCUCAGCACAGACCAGGCUCCAGGGGGCAAUAAUCCGUCUCUGGCCCCUGGGACUGGUCCUGGCCAAUGCAGCUGUGGGUCUGCGAGGCUUUCAGAGGAAACUGGUGGUCUGCGCCUGCCUGCAGCUUCCCUCGGACAAUCUCAGCACCUGUAAGGUCCAGACAGCACAAGGCCAGACUGGCGUCGUGUCCAUCCGAGCACUGCCUCAGGGUUCGAUAAAGUUCCACUGCAGAAAGUCUCCACUGCGCUACGCUGACAUCUGCCCUGAACCUUCGCCCUACAGUAUUACUGGCUUUAAUCAGAUUCUGCUGGAAAGACACAGCCCAGUCCAUCUUUGACCUCACCACUACUCUCACAGGGCGGGGGUGAUCCUUGGUGCCUUUGUUUCUACAAGGGUUUUUCCUGCCAGCUUCAGCUGCCUCGACAAAGAUACUUAAGCAACCAAUGUCAAACUAUUCCCGUAGCAGCUCCAGCCUACCAGCCAGGGCUGCAUGGCCAGUGCCCCAGCAGGCCUGGGGCUAUACACUGAGCAUCAGCAGGGGUGGUGAUUACCAAGACAUGACUGGAGCCAGAGAACUUUUCAUUGAUAUUUAUGAUGUCUACCCAAAUUGUACCAAAGAUAAAAUAUUUUAAAACAGCCACGUAAAUGUAUGCCAAGUCUCCUCACAAAGGAGUGCCACCCUGUAUAAACUCAUCUGUCUGAAACACAUGAGACCCUGUCAGCUGCCUCUAGGAUAUCACCUGCCUCGCAUAGAGCCCACACCAGGUGGCCUCCUGGGAGGAGCAAUGGACAGGUCCUGGGUGUCAGUUACAUGCUUCAGCAAGGAGCGCAGUAAGCCACCCUAAGAGUCUUCAUGCUGCGACGGUUCUACAAUCCUUAAACAGCAGUCAGCGAACUCCACAAACAAGGGUUCUUGCAUGUAGGCUCUCAUGAGUUUCGCUUUGUCGUCUCCCUGAUCAAGGUUGACCAUCAGCUGUCUCAGGUGGGGAUUAAGCAGUAGGUUUCUUAAUGGUACAGAUUCACCUUACAAGUUGACAAGAAAAAAAGCCUGUCAAGUUCAAAUGGGAACCCAUGCAGAUGUUUCAAAUGUUAUAAACAUUGUAUCCCUGGGCUGAGAAUUUAGCUCAGUGACAUAAGGACCUGGCUGGCAAGCGUGAGUUCGAUCUCUGGUAUCACGAAAAACAGUAACAAAAAAAACCACUGUAUCCCCUUAACCUACACAGGCCCCCAACUGCCACACGUUCUGAAUCCACACGGGCAACUACUACAAACACAAAAAAACAAGCUCGGCAUAAUGCCACACACCUGUAAUCCCAGCAUUUUAGAAAGCUGAGGCAGGAGGGUUGCCAAGGUUGAGCCCUCCCUGGGCAACUUGGUGAUGCAAUGAAACCCUACCUCAAAAUUGUAAAGGGGCUAGGCAUGGUGAGCAUGCCUGUAAUUGUAGCCCUUGAAAGGCUGAGGCAGGAGAACCACUGCGAGUUUGAGGCCAGCCCAAACUGCAUAGUGACUCUCAAAAAGACCCCCCCAAAAAAAGCAGGAAUGGGGGGAGCUAAGAAUGUCAUUCAGUGUGGAAGCUCUGAUUCCAUGCACAGUACCUCAAACAAAAAAAAAGCAAAAAUACCAGUAAACAUGUAUGAACUUUUCACUGCCAUUACUUCAUUACAUAAUGCAACUAUUUACAGUGUGUUAUAAGCUAUAUAAGUAACCCAGAGAUGGUUCUAAGUGUCAUGUAAGUGAUACACAAAUACACCAUUUAUAUAAACAACUUGAGCUGGGGGUGUAGCCUGAAACCAGCCCCUCCCCCAUGGAUACCAGAAUGAUGACACAAUAUUCACAACCCCAGUGUUUCACAUAUAAACAAGUAGGACCAGCAUAUCAAUGACUUCCAAGUUAAAUUCAAUAUCAAAUUUGGGUUCUGGGGCUGGGGAUUUAGCUCAGUGGCAUAAGCACCUGCCUUGCAAGCAGGCAGUUGUGAGUUCGAUCCCCAUUUUUACCGAUAAAAAUGAAAAAGAAAAAAAAAAUUUGGGUUCUGUUUUAUCAGCACAAAUACACAAAACAAUAGCACGACACUGAUGUCCUUUUUCUCCAUACACAGGCAUAAAGUGCUCAGUGCUAACAUUUGUACCAAAUACUCAGCACCUAAACCUGUCAUCCAGAUUGCACAGAAAAUGAGCAUUAACACCUGUACAGGGCUUUGUAAUGCUUUUUAUGUUUUAUUUAUUUUUUGAGACAAGGUCUCACGAUGCAGUUCAGGCUGAUCUUGAACUUGCAACUGUCUUCCUGCCUCAGCCUCCCAAGAGCUGGGAUUAUAGGUGUGCACUACCACACCCGGUUCAUAACGCUUUUUAAACCUCAGUCUAAUCACUACCAUGGGACCAAUCAUCUUUCACCCUGACUCUGACGUAGAAAGAAUAAAAAUCCCCAUCUGUAGGAACUACAUUAAUUCAUUAAUUAUAUAUAUAACAGAACUGUUAUGAGAAAUAAACAGUGCUGCAAAAACAA